Gastrolobium bilobum is the source of this 1505-nucleotide messenger RNA. RefSeq names its product probable polyamine transporter At3g19553. Lineage: Eukaryota; Viridiplantae; Streptophyta; Magnoliopsida; Fabales; Fabaceae. The record is from RefSeq and is a predicted model, not a curated record. The transcript is spliced from 2 exons. The coding region runs from base 1 to 1494 and encodes 497 amino acids. Gene Ontology annotation, biological process: transmembrane transport. Gene Ontology annotation, cellular component: membrane. Gene Ontology annotation, molecular function: transmembrane transporter activity.
AUGGGUGCAGAGGGACUAGUAAGUGAUGUGAAGAAAUCCAAUCCAAAACUAACAUUAUUACCUCUCAUAGCUCUAAUCUUCUAUGAAGUGUCUGGGGGUCCUUUUGGAGUGGAGGAUUCAGUCAGGGCUGGAGGUGGUCCUCUUUUAUCUUUGCUUGGAUUCUUGAUCUUCCCUCUAAUCUGGAGUAUACCAGAAGCUCUGGUUACAGCUGAACUUGCCACAAGCUUCCCUGUCAAUGGCGGAUAUGUUGUUUGGAUAUCCUCAGCGUUUGGACCCUUUUGGGGGUUUCAGGAAGGAUUUUGGAAAUGGUUCAGUGGGGUUAUGGACAAUGCACUUUACCCGGUUUUGUUCCUGGAUUACCUGAAGCAUUCUUUGCCAAUCUUUAACCGAAUGAUUGCUCGAAUCCCUGCUCUUUUAGGGAUCACCAUUACACUAACUUACUUGAAUUACCGAGGCCUUCACAUUGUUGGCUUUGCUGCUGUUCUGCUUACCGUUUUCUCACUUUCCCCAUUUCUCAUAAUGGGUAUUCUUUCCAUUCCACAUAUUAGGCCCAGGCGGUGGCUUGUUGUAGAUUUUAACAAGGUGGAUUGGCGAGGAUACUUCAAUUGUAUGUUCUGGAAUUUAAAUUAUUGGGAUAAGGCAAGUACCCUUGCAGGAGAGGUUGAAAAUCCCAGUAAAACGUUCCCAAAAGCACUUCUUGGAGGACUGGUUUUGGUGAUGUCCUCAUAUUUGAUUCCACUACUUGCGGGAACAGGUGCUUUGAGAUCUUCGCCCAGUGAAUGGACAGAUGGUUAUUUUGCAGAAGUGGGCAUGUUAAUUGGUGGCUCUUGGCUCAAACUGUGGAUUCAAGCGGCUGCUGCUAUGUCUAAUUUGGGCUUGUUUGAAGCAGAAAUGAGCAGUGAUUCUUUUCAACUUCUAGGGAUGAGCAAGAUAGGAAUGCUUCCAGCUGUAUUUGCUUCAAGGUCUAAGUAUGGAACACCCACUGUUAGCAUUUUGUUCUCUGCCACUGGAGUUAUCUUCUUGUCGUGGAUGAGCUUUCAGGAAAUCAUCGAGUUCCUCAAUUUCUUAUAUGCUGUAGGAAUGCUUCUUGAGUUUGCAGCUUUUGUAACUUUGAGAUUGAGGAAACCAAAUCUUUAUAGACCUUACAGAGUUCCAUUGGGAACAUAUUGGGUGGCUAUGCUUUGCCUGCCUCCUGCUUUGUUGCUUAUUCUUGUAAUGUGCUUGGCUUCUUUGAGAACGUUCUUCGUGAGUGGAGCAGUGAUUCUCGUGGGGUUUGUACUGUACCCUAUCUUGGUUCAAGCCAAGACUAAAAAUUGGAUACUGUUUGAAGCAGAACCACCUUCCUUACCUUCCAAUGGCUUGCAGCAAUGCCAUUCGGUUAUUUCAGAACUGGUUGACCAAGAAAACAAGGAUGUUGAACUUCUUGUGAGCUCACCAUUUACUGGUGUGGAAGAAGAAUUGUCUUUAGUGCAAAGUGAUUCUAAACCAAACUAGCAGGUUCUUAU